Messenger RNA from Aspergillus homomorphus CBS 101889, 1929 nucleotides. Its product is annotated as deoxyribodipyrimidine photo-lyase PHR1. The coding region runs from base 6 to 1877 and encodes 623 amino acids. The record is from RefSeq and is a predicted model, not a curated record. The transcript is spliced from 2 exons. NCBI's taxonomy places the organism in Eukaryota, Fungi, Ascomycota, Eurotiomycetes, Eurotiales, Aspergillaceae. Gene Ontology annotation, molecular function: DNA binding; FAD binding. Gene Ontology annotation, biological process: circadian regulation of gene expression; entrainment of circadian clock by photoperiod. Gene Ontology annotation, cellular component: cytoplasm; nucleus.
AGGGCAUGCUUUGGCGACGCGCGUUCGUAUCAAUAACGCGACCCAAUAUCCUUCUUGCUCGCACACCGCGCAUCCCUCCCCUCGCCAGCGCUUGCAAGCUCUCCUAUCCGACAAUGCCACGCCCAAAGCGCAAGACGUCCAGCAGCUCCAAUGCACAGUCGGAUUCUAGAGACGGCAACGCGCCCGCGGCCAAGCGCGAAAAGCCCGACUUGUCGCGUCCGCAUCCCCAUGCGAAAGAUACCGAGGAUUUCGGCAUCGUGCUUCGCGAAUACUACCCUCCUGAGAUGUGUAACGAGCGCGUGCACGCCUACAAUGACGGGACGCUAGAACGACCUAUCGAGGAACUGCAGAGAUCUUACCAAAAUACCCUGGAGACGCGCGAGUCCAUCCAGCCCGGGGCGGCGGUGGUGCACUGGUUCAAAUCCGAUCUGCGACUCCACGAUAAUCGCGGCUUACAGAUGGCAUACCAAGUGGCACGCGAACACAAAAUUUCCCUGAUCUGUAUGUACAUUCUGUCGCCACAGGAUUUGACGGCGCAUCUGUCUAGUCCCGCGCGAGUGGACCUGACGUUACGGACGCUGAAUGUGUUGAAGAGAGAUUUGAAUGAGCUGGAUAUCCCUCUGUACAUGGAAACACAAGAGAAGCGCAAGGCUAUCCCCCAGCGCAUCGUGGACCUUUGCAAGGAAUGGCGCGCCAAUCAUCUCUUUGCGAAUAUGGAGUAUGAGGUCGAUGAGUUGCGUCGGGAGGCAAAACUGGUCCGUAUGUGCGCCGAGAAUGGAGUUCGCUUCGAGACAGCUCAUGAUACCUGCGUGGUCACGCCUGGGAAGCUCCAUAGUCAGCAAGGUAAACAGUAUGCUGUCUAUAGUCCCUGGUUCCGGACUUGGUGUGCUUUUCUCAAGGAGAACCCUGAAUACCUUGAGGUGGCGGAGGAGCCGGGAUCUAACCCUGGUGAUGCGCGGAAGAGUUUCGGAGAGCUAUUCGAAAGCGAGGUGCCUGCAGCACCCGAGAAUAAGGUCCUACCUGAUGAGGAAAAGGAACGGUUUCGUAAGUUAUAUCCAGAAGGCGAGCACGAGGCUCUGCGACGGCUCGAGGCCUUUCUGGAGGAGAAGGCCAGGGAUUAUGACGAUCAGCGCAACACGUUGCCUGGAGAAACUACCUCAGUUCUUAGUCCGUAUUUUGCGUCCGGCUGCCUCAGUGCGCGUACAGCCAUAGAUCAAGCGCGCAAAGCGAACAAAGGUCUCCUUGACCGUAACCAACCGGGCUACAUGUCAUGGAUCAGUGAGGUCGCCUGGCGUGACUUCUACAAACAUGUCCUGGUCCAUUGGCCUUUUAUCUGUAUGAAUAAAUGUUUCAAGCCAGAGUUUACGAAUCUCGAAUGGGAAUACAACGAAGAACAAUUCGACGCCUGGAGUCAAGGCAAAACCGGAUUCCCGAUCGUCGACGCCGCCAUGCGGCAGCUGAACCACGCUGCGUGGAUGCACAAUCGCACACGAAUGGUAGUUUCAUCCUUUCUGUCCAAGGACUUAUUGAUUGAUUGGCGCCGUGGGGAGCGGUAUUUCAUGGAGCACCUGAUUGAUGGGGACUUUGCGUCCAACCACGGAGGAUGGGGCUUCGGAUCGAGUACCGGAGUUGAUCCGCAGCCGUACUUUCGGAUCUUUAACCCUGUUCGACAAAGUGAGCGAUUUGACUCCGACGGGGAAUACAUCCGCAAGUGGGUGCCCGAGCUUCGGGCGGUGGAGGGGAAUGCGAUCCAUGAUCCCUAUGGCCGGGGAGCUGGUGAGGUGGCAAAGAAGAAUGGCUAUCCCAAACCCAUCGUUGAUCACGCGAAGAGUCGAGAUCGAGCGUUGGCACGCUAUAAAGCGGCUCAGGGCCACUGAGGUGCUGAAGAGGGUGAAGCCAAACUGGCUCUGGGUUAGGGAUACUAUAUGC